AUGGGUGAGGGGUACGGGAUUUGGAAAAUGGGCCCUGAUGAGGAUUUGAUGCCUUUGAUCGAUCUAGCCAACGUUGCUUGCGGAUUUCAUGGUGGUGAUCCAGUUGUUAUGCAUCGUACAAUCAAGCUGGCAAAGCAACAUGGCAUUCCCGUAGGAGCGCAUCCGUCACUACCAGACCGCGAGGGCUUCGGUCGACGACACAUCGACAUAUCGGCAUCGGAUCUGUUCGAUCAGCUUGUGUACCAGAUUGGGGCUUUGGUGGGCAUGUUGAAGGCCGAGGGUAUGGCAUUGAACCACAUCAAGCCUCAUGGUUAUCUUUGGCGCAUGUGUGAGGCAAGUGAUGAUCACGCCAGAGCCAUUAUGGAAGCGGUCAAAGUAUUUGCUGUCCCGAUACUGGUGAUCUCAGGCACCAAUCUGGAGCGCAAAGCCAAAGAGGCUGGCCUCCCUCACACACCAGAGUUUUAUCCCGAUAUUCAUUACAAUGACGACGCGAAGUUGAUGUCAAUCUUGUACGAAACCUCAAGUCGGACUGUCUGUUCAGUUGUGCAGGCUAACAAUAUGCUGGCAGACGAGACGGACGAGUACCUAUCGAAGAUAUAG
Clonostachys rhizophaga is the source of this 600-nucleotide messenger RNA. NCBI's taxonomy places the organism in Eukaryota, Fungi, Ascomycota, Sordariomycetes, Hypocreales, Bionectriaceae. The record is from the annotation of a GenBank genome assembly.